AUGUCCCCUGGGCUGCGGCUGCUGCUGCUGGCGCUGGCGCUGCGGGGGGAGGCGGUGCCACCCCCCGUGUCCCCCCCGGUGUCGCCCCCGGUGUCCCCCCCGGUGUCCCCUGCCCCCGAGCCGUGCGCGGCGGCGCUGGCCGAUGUGCUGAGGCGGCUGCGGGAGCUCGAGGGACACGUGCAGGCGCUCAGGGGACACUGCGGGGACAAGGGGGGACCCCAGGCCGGGACAGGCCGCUCGGUGCAGCUCUGCGCCCCCCCCGAGGGCGGUGGCUGCCCUUGCCCCGCCCCCUCCGGCGAGGCCCCGCCCCCGGCUCCGCCCCCCGCCGCGUGCCCCCGCGGCUGCAGCGACCAGGGCCGGUGCGAGCGCGGGCGCUGCCGCUGCUUCCCGGGCUGGAGCGGCCCCGACUGCGGCACCCCCGCCUGCCAGCCCGGCUGGGGCGGCGCCCGCUGCGACAUCGAGGUGCCCUGGGUGACGCCACGCUUGGCCUCCCGCACGCCGACGUCCCUGCGCAUCACCUGGCCCCAGCCCCUGGUCCCUCCUGAUGGCUACCGGGUGACACUCGUGCCCCUGGAUGACCCCGUGGCCAUGACGACGCACGAGCUGCCCAGCUCUGCUGUCGCCUUCUCGGUGACAGGGCUGUCCCCAGGCCGCCCCUUCGAGCUGCUGGUCCAGGCCCGGAGGGGGCCACACCUGGGGGCACCCGGGGUCCUGCGUCUGCGCACAGCACUCAUCCCGUCCGUGCCCCACCAUGAGGGGUCCCCGGGGUCGCCUCAGGGCUCCCUGGGGUCCCCAGCAGUGGCACCAUCAUCCCGAGGACCUCCAGAGUCCCCAGGGUCACUGGGCUCCCCAGGGUCACCGGUGUCACCCGUAUCACCAGAUUUGUCCUUGGGGUCACCUGGGUCUUUGGGGUCACCAGCAGCCCCCAAGGUUCCAGCAUCUCCAGCAGCUCGAGGGUCCCUGGGAUCCCCAGCACCCGCGAGGUCACCGGUGUCACCAGAAUCCCCAUGGUCACCAGUGUCACCAGAAUCCCCAUGGUCACCGGUGUCACCAGAAUCCCCAGGGUCACCAGCACCACCAGAAUCCCCAGGGUCACCGUCCCCAGAGUCGCCAGGGUCCCCUCCACCCCCGUGGUCCCCAGCGUCCCCGUGGCCCCCCCUGUCCCCAGGCAUCCCCUCCCUGCAGGACCUGGUGGCCCGGCUGUCCCCGUACAGUGGCUCCUUGCUCCAGCGUCUCGAGAGCCACCUCCGGGCCACCAACUUCCCUCUGCGUGGCAACCAGACCGUGCCAGGGGUGGCCCGAGCCAUCCUGGCCUACAUCCUGCGCCGGCACCCGAGCCUGGGGACAGGACAGGGACACACAGGGGAAGGUGGAAACCAGGUGCCAGUGCUGGAAUGGGGCGACUUGGACAGGAUGAAGCUGACGGAGCCGUGGAGGGACGUGGGGAAAACAGUCAAAGCCGAGCCAGAAGAGCAGCGUCCAUCCCGGCCAGUCCUGGGUGACCUCAGUGUCUCCAGUGUCAGCCCCAGCUCUGUGCAGCUGCACUGGAGCGUCCCCGAGGGCUCCUUUGACUCCUUCACGCUGCAGUUCCGGGAUGCCCAGGGCCAGCCCCAGGCCCUGCCCAUCGAUGGCGGCUCCCGCUCGGUGACAGUGCCAGGGCUGUCCCCGUCCCACCGGUACCGCUUCCACCUCUACGGGCUGCGGGGUGAGAAGAGGAUUGACCGUGUCUCCAUUGAUGUCAUCACAGCUGCAGAAGAGCCAGAGGAGCAGAACUUGCCCUCAGAGGAGCCCCAUGAGAAACCCCAACCUGAGUCCCCGGCAUCUGAGGCACUCCCAGCACGGGCGGUGCUGGGGGAGCUGAGAGUGUCCAGUGUCAGCCCCAGCUCUGUGCAGCUGCACUGGAGCGUCCCCGAGGGCUCCUUUGACUCCUUCACGCUGCAGUACCGGGAUGCCCAGGGCCAGCCCCAGGCCCUGCCCAUCGAUGGCGGCUCCCGCUCGGUGACAGUGCCAGGGCUGUCCCCGUCCCACCGGUACCGCUUCCACCUCUACGGGCUGAGGGGCAGGAAGAAGAUCGACCAUGUGUCCACCGAGGCUGUGACAGGCACAGAAGAGCCAGAGGAGAUGCUCCUGCCUUCAGAGGAGCAAAAACAUGAGAAACUUCAAACUGAGAGGCCCCCGUCUGAGGCCCCCAUGGUGCAGGCGGUGCUGGGGGAGCUGAGAGUGUCCAGUGUCAGCCCCAGCUCUGUGCAGCUGCACUGGAGCGUCCCCGAGGGCUCCUUUGACUCCUUCACGCUGCAGUACCGGGAUGCCCAGGGCCAGCCCCAGGCCCUGCCCAUCGAUGGCGGCUCCCGCUCGGUGACAGUGCCAGGGCUGUCCCCGUCCCACCGGUACCGCUUCCACCUCUACGGGCUGAGGGGCAGGAAGAAGAUCGACCAUGUGUCCACUGAGGCUGUGACAGCUGCAGAAGAGCCAGAGGAGCUGCCCCUGCCCUCAGAGGAACCGCAGCAUGAGAAACCCCAAACUGAGGCCCCCACAUCUGAGGCCACUCCAGCACUGGGGGAGCUGAGAGUGUCCAGUGUCAGCCCCAGCUCUGUGGGGCUGCACUGGAGCGUCCCCGAGGGCUCCUUUGACUCCUUCACGCUGCAGUACCGGGAUGCCCAGGGCCAGCCCCAGGCCCUGCCCAUCGAUGGCGGCUCCCGCUCGGUGACAGUGCCAGGGCUGUCCCCGUCCCACCGGUACCGCUUCCACCUCUACGGACUGAGGGGCAGGAAGAAGAUCGACCGAGUCUCUAUUGACAUUAUCACAGGUGAGAUGGAAGGUCAGAGGGAUGGUCCAGCACGGGCGGUGCUGGAAGAGCUGAGAGUGUCCAGUGUCAGCCCCAGCUCUGUGCAGCUGCACUGGAGCGUCCCCGAGGGCUCCUUUGACUCCUUCACGCUGCAGUACCGGGAUGCCCAGGGCCAGCCCCAGGCCCUGCCCAUCGAUGGCGGCUCCCGCUCGGUGACAGUGCCAGGGCUGUCCCCGUCCCACCGGUACCGCUUCCACCUCUACGGGCUGAGGGGCAGGAAGAAGAUCGACCGUGUCUCUAUUGACAUUAUCACAGGUAAACCCCAAACUGAGGCCCCCACAUCUGAGGCCACUCCAGCCCUGGAGGAGCUGAGGGUCUCCAGUGUCAGCCCCAGCUCUGUGCAGCUUCACUGGAGCGUCCCCGAGGGCUCCUUUGACUCCUUCACGCUGCAGUACCGGGAUGCCCAGGGCCAGCCCCAGGCCCUGCCCAUCGAUGGCGGCUCCCGCUCGGUGACAGUGCCAGGGCUGUCCCCGUCCCACCGGUACCGCUUCCACCUCUACGGGCUGAGGGGCAGGAAGAAGAUCGACCGUGUCUCUAUUGACAUUAUCACAGCCCCGCCAUCUGAGGACAACCAACCUGAGCAGCCCCAAACUGAGGUUCCCCCGGCACGGGCGGUGCUGGCAGAGCUGAGGGUCUCCAGUGUCAGCCCCAGCUCUGUGCAGCUGCACUGGAGCGUCCCCGAGGGCUCCUUUGACUCCUUCACGCUGCAGUACCGGGAUGCCCAGGGCCAGCCCCAGGCCCUGCCCAUCGAUGGCGGCUCCCGCUCGGUGACAGUGCCAGGGCUGUCCCCGUCCCAGCGGUACCGCUUCCACCUCUACGGGCUGAGGGGAGGCAAAAGGAUUGUCCGAGUCUCCACCGACACGGUCACAGCAGCAUCCCCGGCAUCUGAGGCACUCCCAGCACGGGCAGCCCUGGGGGAGCUGAGAGUGUCCAGUGUCAGCCCCAGCUCUGUGCAGCUGCACUGGAGCGUCCCCGAGGGCUCCUUUGACUCCUUCACGCUGCAGUUCCGGGAUGCCCAGGGCCAGCCCCAGGCCCUGCCCAUCGAUGGCGGCUCCCGCUCGGUGACAGUGCCAGGGCUGUCCCCGUCCCAGCGGUACCGCUUCCACCUCUACGGGCUGAGGGGCAGGAAGAAGAUCGACCAUGUGUCCACUGAGGCUGUGACAGCCCCGGCAUCUGAGGCCCCUCCUGCACGGGCAGUGCUGGGGGAGCUGAGGGUCUCCAGUGUCAGCCCCAGCUCUGUGCAGCUGCACUGGAGCGUCCCCGAGGGCUCCUUUGACUCCUUCACGCUGCAGUACCGGGAUGCCCAGGGCCAGCCCCAGGCCCUGCCCAUCGAUGGCGGCUCCCGCUCGGUGACAGUGCCAGGGCUGUCCCCGUCCCAGUGGUACCGCUUCCACCUCUGUGGUUUGCAGGGAAGGAAGAAGAUUGACCGUGUGUCCACCGAUGUCAUGACAGCUGAACCCCCCACACCUGAGGCCCCUCCUGCACGGGCAGUCCUGGGUGACCUCAGUGUCACCAGUGUCAGCCCCAGCUCUGUGCAGCUGCACUGGAGCGUCCCCGAGGGCUCCUUUGACUCCUUCACGCUGCAGUACCGGGAUGCCCAGGGCCAGCCCCAGGCCCUGCCCAUCGAUGGCGGCUCCCACUCGGUGACAGUGCCAGGGCUGUCCCCGUCCCAGCGGUACCGCUUCCACCUCUACGGGCUGAGGGGUGAGAAGAGGAUCGACCGUGUGUCCACCGAGGUCAUGACAGCCAGCGAAGAACCUUUGCCCUCAGAGGAGCCCCAUGAGAAACCCCAGCCUGAGGCCCCGGCAUCUGAGGCACUCCCAGCACGGGCGGUGCUGGGGGAGCUGAGAGUGUCCAGCGUCACCCCCAGCUCUGUGCAGCUGCACUGGAGCGUCCCCGAGGGCUCCUUUGACUCCUUCACGCUGCAGUACCGGGAUGCCCAGGGCCAGCCCCAGGCCCUGCCCAUCGAUGGCGGCUCCCGCUCGGUGACCGUGCCAGGGCUGUCCCCGUCCCACCGGUACCGCUUCCACCUCUACGGGCUCAGGGGAGGCAAAAGGAUUGUCCGAGUCUCCACCGACACGGUCACAGCAGCAAAACCCCAAACUGAGGCCCCAGCAUCUGAGGCCACUCCAGCACUCAAAGACAUGAGAGUGUCCAGUGUCAGCCCCAGCUCUGUGCAGCUACACUGGAGCGUCCCCGAGGGCUCCUUUGACUCCUUCACGCUGCAGUACCGGGAUGCCCAGGGCCAGCCCCAGGCCCUGCCCAUCGAUGGCGGCUCCCGCUCGGUGACAGUGCCAGGGCUGUCCCCGUCCCACCGGUACCGCUUCCACCUCUACGGGCUGAGGGGCAGGAAGAAGAUCGACCAUGUGUCCACUGAGGCUGUGACAGGUGAGGGGGGAGAAAGGGCCCCCACAUCUGAGGCCACUCCUGCACGGGCAGUGCUGGAAGAGCUGAGAGUGUCCAGCGUCACCCCCAGCUCUGUGCAGCUGCACUGGAGCGUCCCCGAGGGCUCCUUUGACUCCUUCAUGCUGCAGUUCCGGGAUGCCCAGGGCCAGCCCCAGGCCCUGCCCAUCGAUGGCGGCUCCCGCUCGGUGACAGUGCCAGGGCUGUCCCCGUCCCAGUGGUACCGCUUCCACCUCUACGGGCUGAGGGGCAGGAAGAAGAUCGACCAUGUGUCCACCCAGGCUGUGACAGCCCCGCCAUCUGAGGACAACCAACCUGAGCAGCCCCAAACUGAGGUUCCCCCGGCACGGGCAGUGCUGGAGGAGCUGAGAGUGUCCAGUGUCAGCCCCAGCUCUGUGCAGCUGCACUGGAGCGUCCCCGAGGGCUCCUUUGACUCCUUCACGCUGCAGUACCGGGAUGCCCAGGGCCAGCCCCAGGCCCUGCCCAUCGAUGGCGGCUCCCGCUCGGUGACAGUGCCAGGGCUGUCCCCGUCCCAGCGGUACCGCUUCCACCUCUACGGGCUGAGGGGCAGGAAGAAGACCGACCGAGUCUCCACCGACAUUGUGACAGCUGCAUCCCCGGCAUCUGAGGCCACUCCAGCACGGGCAGUGCUGGAAGAGCUGAGGGUCUCCAGUGUCAGCCCCAGCUCUGUGCAGCUGCACUGGAGCGUCCCCGAGGGCUCCUUUGACUCCUUCACGCUGCAGUUCCGGGAUGCCCAGGGCCAGCCCCAGGCCCUGCCCAUCGAUGGCGGCUCCCGCUCGGUGACAGUGCCAGGGCUGUCCCCGUCCCACCGGUACCGCUUCCACCUCUACGGGCUGAGGGGCAGGAAGAAGAUCGACCAUGUGUCCACCGAGGCUGUGACAGCCCCAAACUGAGCAGCCCCAAACUGAGUCCAACCAGGGACAGUUGUGCUGGGGAAGUUGAGAGUGUCCAGUGUCAGCCCCAGCUCUGUGCAGCUGCACUGGAGCGUCCCCGAGGGCUCCUUUGACUCCUUCACGCUGCAGUUCCGGGAUGCCCAGGGCCAGCCCCAGGCCCUGGCUGUUGAUGGCAGCUCCCGGUCGGUGACAGUGCCAGGGCUGUCCCCGUCCCACCGGUACCGCUUCCACCUCUACGGGCUGCGGGACAGGAGGAGGAUUGACCGCGUGUCCACCGAUGUUGUCACAGCUGAGGCCCCUCCAUCUGCGGCUCCCCCAGCACGGGCAGUGCUGGAGGAGCUGAGAGUGUCCAGUGUCAGCCCCAGCUCUGUGCAGCUACACUGGAGCGUCCCCGAGGGCUCCUUUGACUCCUUCACGCUGCAGUACCGGGAUGCCCAGGGCCAGCCCCAGGCCCUGCCCAUCGAUGGCGGCUCCCGCUCGGUGACAGUGCCAGGGCUGUCCCCGUCCCACCGGUACCGCUUCCACCUCUACGGGCUGAGGGGCAGGAAGAAGAUCGACCAUGUGUCCACCGAGGCUGUGACAGGAGCUGCAGAAGAGCCAGAGGAACUGCCCCUGCCCUCAGAGGAACCGCAGCAUGAGAAGCCCCAAACUGAGGCCCCCAAAUCUGAGGCCACUCCUGCACGGGCAGUGCUGGGGGAGCUGAGAGUGUCCAGUGUCAGCCCCAGCUCUGUGCAGCUGCACUGGAGCGUCCCCGAGGGCUCCUUUGACUCCUUCACGCUGCAGUUCCGGGAUGCCCAGGGCCAGCCCCAGGCCCUGCCCAUCGAUGGCGGCUCCCGCUCGGUGACAGUGCCAGGGCUGUCCCCGUCCCACCGGUACCGCUUCCACCUCUACGGGCUGAGGGGCAGGAAGAAGAUCGACCAUGUGUCCACCGAGGCUGUGACAGGUGAGGGGGGAGAAAGGGCCCCCAAAUCUGAGGCCCCUCCUGCACGGGCGGUGCUGGAGGAGCUGAGAGUGUCCAGUGUCAGCCCCAGCUCUGUGCAGCUGCACUGGAGCGUCCCCGAGGGCUCCUUUGACUCCUUCACGCUGCAGUUCCGGGAUGCCCAGGGCCAGCCCCAGGCCCUGCCCAUCGAUGGCGGCUCCCGCUCGGUGACAGUGCCAGGGCUGUCCCCGUCCCACCGGUACCGCUUCCACCUCUACGGGCUGAGGGGCAGGAAGAAGAUCGACCAUGUGUCCACCGAGGCUGUGACAGCUGGGUCCCCAUCAAGUGACACCCCCCCGGCACGGGCAGUGCUGGGGGAGCUGAGAGUGUCCAGUGUCAGCCCCAGCUCUGUGCAGCUGCACUGGAGUGUCCCCGAGGGCUCCUUUGACUCCUUCACGCUGCAGUUCCGGGAUGCCCAGGGCCAGCCCCAGGCCCUGCCCAUCGAUGGCGGCUCCCGCUCGGUGACAGUGCCAGGGCUGUCCCCGUCCCACCGGUACCGCUUCCACCUCUACGGGCUGAGGGGAGGCAAAAGGGUUGGCCGAGUCUCCACCGACACCCCCCAAACUGAGUCCCCGGCAUCUGAGGCCACUCCAGCACGGCCAGUGCUGGGGGAGCUGAGAGUGUCCAGUGUCACCCCCAGCUCUGUGCAGCUGCACUGGAGCGUCCCCGAGGGCUCCUUUGACUCCUUCACGCUGCAGUUCCGGGAUGCCCAGGGCCAGCCCCAGGCCCUGCCCAUCGAUGGCAGCUCCCGCUCGGUGACAGUGCCAGGGCUGUCCCCGUCCCACCGGUACCGCUUCCACCUCUACGGGCUCAGGGGUGAGACCAGGACUGACCCCGUCUCCACUGAGGCCGUCACUG
Molecule: messenger RNA, 7999 nt
Organism: Agelaius phoeniceus (red-winged blackbird)
Lineage: Eukaryota; Metazoa; Chordata; Aves; Passeriformes; Icteridae
Source: RefSeq, a predicted model, not a curated record